Messenger RNA from Haliotis rubra (blacklip abalone), 5258 nucleotides. Its product is annotated as pyruvate kinase PKM-like. The record is from RefSeq and is a predicted model, not a curated record. Gene Ontology annotation, cellular component: cytoplasm. Gene Ontology annotation, molecular function: magnesium ion binding; pyruvate kinase activity; potassium ion binding. Lineage: Eukaryota; Metazoa; Mollusca; Gastropoda; Lepetellida; Haliotidae. Gene Ontology annotation, biological process: glycolytic process.
UCAAGGUCGUUUCCGUGCGCGUGGUGACAUUGUGACUGAAACGGCAUACGACAAUAUAAAUUUUACGUGUGUUCAUCAGCUGAUUACCUUUAAUACAAUUUUUUAAACCGACAACUUCUAAUUGAUUGAUCAUUUGACAGGACCAAAUGGCAUCAAAAGGAAAUAACCAGAUGGCACAACUUUUAGCUAAGCCAGGAUCAUCAGGCCAGCUGCCCCGGCUACCACCACGACCAGGCAAAACAGGACCUUUCAACAUCAAGGAUGAGGAAUGUAAGGGGGACUACUACCUGCAGUGUCAACAGCUCCAGGCCGCCCAGGCUACUUCCCACAUCGACCACAUGUGCUGCCUGGACAUCGACUCCGAGCCACACAUGGUCAGGAAGUCCGGCAUCAUCUGUACCAUAGGCCCAGCCUGUCGUGAGGUACCCAUGCUCCAGAAGAUGAUCAACGAAGGGAUGAACAUUGCCCGCCUAAACUUUUCACAUGGAACGCAUGAGUAUCACGGGGGCACCAUUGAAAAUGUGAGAGCUGCCGCUAGUGCUUUCACCCAGCCUCGUCCCAUUGCCAUCGCCCUGGACACCAAGGGACCUGAGAUCAGGACAGGACUUAUCAAGGGGGACCCUUCUGCAGAGGUAACCCUGAAGACAGGCAACACCAUCAAACUUACAACCGACCCCCAGUUCUACGAGCAGUGCUCCGAGGAUGUGCUCUACCUUGACUACGUCAACAUCACAAAGGUCAUGAAGGUCGUCGAGAGAGUCUACAUCGAUGAUGGCCUCAUCUCCGUCAUUGUCAGAGAAAUUGGUGACAAUUUUCUGAUCUGUGAGAUUGAGAACGGAGGAGACCUUGGAUCUAAGAAGGGCUGUAAUCUCCCAGGAGUAGCAGUUGACCUGCCAGCUGUAUCUGAGAAGGACAAAGAAGAUCUGUUGUUUGGCGUCAAACAUAAGGUCGAUAUGGUAUUUGCUUCCUUCAUCCGAAGUGGCGCUGGCAUUAAGGAGAUCCGAAGUAUUCUUGGGGAGGAAGGCAAGAACAUCAGGAUCAUCGCCAAGAUUGAAAACCAUGAGGGAGUGAAAAGGUUCGAUGAGAUCUUGGGGGAGGUCGAUGGUGUGAUGGUUGCCCGUGGCGACCUGGGUAUUGAGAUUCCAGCAGAGAAAGUGUUCCUGGCCCAGAAGAUGAUGAUAGGCCGAUGUAACCGUGCUGGAAAACCUGUCAUCUGUGCCACACAGAUGUUGGAGAGUAUGGUGAAGAAACCCCGUCCCACCCGUGCAGAGACAAGUGAUGUAGCUAAUGCCGUCCGAGGUGCUGAUUGUGUGAUGUUGUCUGGGGAGACAGCCAAGGGAACCUACCCUCUCGAGUCAGUGAAAAUGAUGCACCAUAUCUGCAGAGAAGCAGAGUCGGCAGUAUUCCACAACCAGCUGUUUGAGGAACUCCGUAGGGAGACUCCCAUGUUCACUGACGCUGCUCACACCAUCGCCAUCGCAGCCGUUGAGGCUUCCUUCUCAUCCAUGGCCGCUGCCAUCAUCGUCAUCACAACCUCGGGCAGAUCUGCCUACCUCGUGUCAGCUUACGGCCCCCGCUGCCCAAUCCUGGCGAUCACACGCAACGCUCAGACUGCACGACAGUGCCACCUUUACAGGGGUAUCUUCCCCAUCCACUACAGUGAUCGAGGCUUCAGCCCGGAGGAUCUUGACUCGCUCACAGACGAAGCAGCCGGCUCGGAUGAGCGCAUGAAUGAAUGGACUGCCGAUGUUGACCGUCGCAUCUGGAGUGCCAUCAGCUCAGGGAUGGGCCGUGGCUUUAUCAAAGAAGGAGACUCAAUUGUGGUGAUGACCGGCUGGAAGCCCGGGUCCGGAUCCACCAACACCAUGAGGAUCAUCACUGCCACGGAGAUGAAGGACAAGGAGCUCCUGCCACCCAUCGUUGGCAUCUCCAGCAUUCCUAGUUUAAACAAGGAAGCCUCUGAUGCAGGUGCCAGUGCAGAGAAAGGAAAGGAUGUCAAAUUCUUCUAAUGGAGAAAUCUUUUGUAGGUUAUUGAAAUCUGGCUUGAGGAUGUCCUGGGUGGUGGAACUGUAUCCUUGCUGGUAACUGUAUUUUAGCACAACAUGUUCAGUCAAUGUAAACAGAAUUCAGCUGUCCAAUCGAGGACUCUUGAAGGAAGAGUCUUGAAAUUUCUUCAGGGCACAUGAUUCUGCUAGCCAUGUCAUCCACAAGCCACUUUCAUGGCCUACAUGUCCCCACCUACCCUGUUGUGGUUUAGGUUACAUGUCACCUAGUGCUGUUAACGUUUAUUCAAGAAUGCCAUUUGUUGUAGGUUCUCUGUUAAAGCUACACAGAGAAGAGGCUUGGAGGUUUCACACAUAUGUUGUAUUGUGUCUAUUGGGGGAGCAUGUCCAGUUCUCUUGCCUAACUGUUUGCUGUAGGUUCUCUGUUACAGCUAUCCAGAAGAGGUUUUGAGGAGUGUCACACCUUUGUUGUGUGUAUCUGAAGGCCAUGUCAAGAUGGAACAGGUUCAUUUCUUUAAGUGUUAUCUUGUCUUCAUGCUCCAUUUACAAGUGGAACUGGCAGUGAAAGAUCUGCCUUGUAACGAACAAUACUAUCUUGGAUCAUUCAGCUUUUGAACUACACAAACGUUAUACAUUCUAAAAGUAACACCGAUAGAUAAUGUCACAAUGUAUGUGUGGUAGCUUUAAAUACAAGAUAUGAUUGUCAAGAUUCAGUGUUAUUCAUAUAACCUGGAUCUUUGAAGUGUUGUUACAGGUUUAAUUUAACCUUUUGAAACAAUUGAACCUGAUUUGUUGGUAGGUCCCUAUGUUUAGAUGAUCCUGUUUGACUCACUGGCUGAGUCUUGUAUCCUGACCAAUACUAGUAAUAUUAUACAAAAGACGAUCAAUGAUCUUGUUAAGUUAAUGAUGUUGGUAACUGAUGAUAAUACUGCUCAGUUGUCAAAUACUGGAACCUGUGAAACGAAUAUACGAUCUGUGAUAGAGGAUCAGUGAUCAAGAUACUAGUGUAUGGUGAAUGAAUCUGUGCAAAGGGAGACAUCAAGCAACAUACAUGUAAAUCUAUAUUAUGUAUAUUUGUUUUCUUUUUCAAUCAUGACAUCGAUAUUGUCAUUACUGUCUUGUUAAGAGAACAAAUUUUGCAGAUUCGACUGCUAAAGAAACAGCACCAAAAGAAACUGAUUCCGUAAUUGUUUGUUUUCUGUUUUAUGUCAUUAUUUUUAGCCACAUGACACAAUUUUUGGUUGGAACUUGACGUCUGCCAGCAGUAGUAUUGGUAAUGACCACUACACAAAGAUAGUUGAUGUUAGAGAUUAUUGUUUAUUCUCCAAAUGGGAAUGCCUUUGGCACAUGCAUUUAGGUUAAAGAUCAAGGUAAUGAAGUAGAAGAACCUCACUUAUGGCUACUUUCUUAAAACUUAUUAAUACAUCUGAGAUUAAACUUAAAACUUAUCUUCUCUAAAAUGGGGAACUGAUUUGAAAAGGUUACAUUGAAAUUUCAAGGUAAACAUUAUUAUAUUGUCGAAUUCGGAGGAUGGUUACCUUUCUUUGCACAUGUAAAUUUAUAUUUGCAAGUAUUUACAAGUUGUAUCAUAUGUAAUUUUGGUGCUUUGUAAAAUUGGUUAGUAUAAGAGCCUGAGACUAGGGUAACUGUUAGAUCUUGAGGAGUUUCUCUUCAAUGUCUUCCAGGCCUGGCAGUAAUGUUUUUGGACCAGAAUUACAUUGUACUUGAAGACUUUUAAGUUUUUAGAGUGCUCUUACGGUAUAUAUAUUAUAUUAUAUUAUAUUAUAUGUACCAAAGGCCUUUUUUCUGUACCAAGUAAAGAUUGAUUGAUUGAUGCUUAAGUUGACUGAGCUGGUCCUUGUUUUGCAAGUAAAAUUCAAGCGCUUCUAGUUUUUCAAACUUCUGUUUUUCUUCUGACUUACCCUAAUGUAUUUGGCAAACAUCUGGUGAUGGUUAGAGAUGUGUGGAUUUAUUUAACCUCCUUCAAAUGAUGGAAGCUUGUUAUGUUAUAGCUAGGUGUCUUUUCAGAUGUGUAACAAACCUUAUUUAAUAACCCUAAACAUUUGCCAAAGUUUCUUUAUCUAAUACCUCAGAGUGAAGGGUGUCAGUCCAUUAUGUGGACAUGGCCUGUGUGUGAAUGCAUUAUGGAAUAUGAAUGAUUGUGUAACAUUCUGUAUGUCUUGCAGAAGUGUAUAUUCCAAAAUACCCUGCUAUAGCUAGUCGUUUUCAGGACAUGGCAUGUUAGGGGACUUGUUGAUUUCCUAGCAUUACUGCAGUUUAUAGAACCCCCUGCUAAUGGAUGUAAUAUAGUUAUCAAUAUCUUAUCUCUGAAGUAGCCUUAAAUCUAUUCUAUUUUACUCUUAUUACGUGUUUAUUUUGUUGACACUUUUGACUUGAGAUUAUCAGAAUGUGUGUUUGCCAUUUUGAACAAAGAAGUUAUCUACAUAUUUUACCUGGAAGAUUUUAGUUGUUCUCCUAGAUGUGCUGUCACAAUUAAACGCUAUGCUCACAGUCUAACUAAUCACAAGCAAAAAGUUGGGAGCAGGAGUGUCAGACGUCGAAGGUGCAAGUGUUCACUGCAGAGUUUGGGAUUUCCUCCCACUCAAGCUGACACUUACAUUGUGACGAUCAAAACAAAGGCAGGAUACAUUACACAGAAAGUGAAAGGACAGUCGUCAAUAUGAGUAGCUUACAGUUCCUUAUAUGAUGGACAAACCAAUUUGUUUUCAUGAUUUUCUUGUCAUUUCUGUUGGACUGAAUAAGAUAAUACUAUUUGAUUAUUUCUAUGAAAACUACAGGGCAUGUCUUGUCUAAUGAUAUUGCAAAUUGUGUUACUUUCAUGAAGAUUUUGAAAUAAGAUUGGUUUGUCUGAAGACUUAUUGUACUAUGUGUUCCUGGUGUUGCCUCAAAGGAAACCCGGUUAUGCUUUGAUAAUUUAUUGUUAUUAUUAUCUAACAAAGCUGUUUUUAUCAAUCAGAGUCAUCUAAUGAGUGCUGUUGGUUAUCUAAUGAACUGACUUAUUUGUUUUGUUUGAUACAGCAAGGGAGAUGAGUUCACCAGCAACAAGUACAGGUUGUCGGUCUACUUAAGGAAUUUACUCUUGUUUUCGGCACAUCUGUACCUGUUUUGGUGUCCCUCCCUCUGAGCAUGUUUUACCAAGAGGUGCAAUGUAUAAGGCAGUUCACUACCUAUGCUGUUUCCCCUGUUUUAGUCUAACACAUCUAAACAUAAAUAAACAUUAUAGUGAGUGGCAAA